CGGUUAGCGUGCUAACCACAGUGAUGUGUUGAGGAUGAGACAGCAAACCUCCGAAUGAUGCCGUUUCACCGUCUGUACCGCGAUUAGAGAUGAGAUACCGCCGUCAGACACGAAUAAACCGCCGUGUGGGAUCAUUUCUGUGGAUAUUGAGCGAAUAAAAGCGUUCUGAGGUGAUGACUGUUUAUGAUUUAUACACCGGCAUUGAGCUGCAGCUGAUGUGUGUCACACAGAUCAGUGUGUGAACUUGUGUAAAUAUAUCAGGAGUAAUGAUGAUAAUGGAUAUAGUUUGUGUUUUAAAGACCGAACAGUUAACCAGCAGGCGCUUUUAAUGUGCUAACCGGGAGCUAGCUGUCGUUAGUCUGUUGUGAGGGCGACAUUAUUGAUUAUAAGUACUGAUUUAUCAUAAGCAGUGCAGUAGGACGUGUCAAACUCGUGCUUUUGUCAAUGGGGACUAUAAGUGAUUUACUAACGACGUCAUCGCACAGACUCUAGUGUAUUCCCCAGACACAUCCCUACACUGUAUUUACCAUAUUUACAUCCUUAUCAAGAGUGAAUUUCACCACAUGCAUCACUCAGACUCGCCUGGUGAGACGCCCUCGAGCAGGAGGAUGUCCCACCCAUCUGUGUUCGCUGGCCGCAGGGGCAGUAACCCCACCAGUGGUGCCACGGUCAGUAUUAACUGCCCCGUUGCCCCAGCCGAAGACCAUCAGACCGCAGGGAUGAUGCCCCACGCGGCCCCCACCGGCUCUUCAUCCCCUGGACCGCAUCACCCACCCCACAGCCUCAACAUCCACCCUCAGGGUCAGACCGUUGGGGCACAGGUCAAAAAGAAGAGUGGCUUUCAGAUCACAAGCGUUCUGCCUGCGCAGGUGUCCGCCAGCGCUAAUAACAGCAUUGCGGACGAUACCGAGAGUUAUGAUGACAUGGACGAGUCCCACACAGAGGACCUCUCCUCAUCCGACAUCCUCGAUGUGUCCGUUUCUCGAGCCACAGACACGGGCGUUCCCGAGAGGAGUUCUUCCGAAGAAACGCUGAAUAGUUUGCAUGGAGGUGAGACUCCUGGGGUUGCGUCGCCCAAUGAACCGGUCUUGCAUCACCCGCAGCAAGGGUACAUGGCCAAUGGAGUCCAUCACCACGCUCAUCAUCAUCAUCAUCAGCCUCAUGGACAUCACAAGGAGCAAGUCACUCGUCCUGUAGCAGCCGGCCAAGUGAGGCCUGCGUCAUUGGCGUCUACAGGCGCCUCGGCUCAGCGAAGUGGGCGAUCAACCCAAGCUUCUGUUGUGGACAGUGGUGGAACCGCAGCAGUAAGUCACCCUGUGGCUUCAACAGGAAGUGUUGUGGGGACUGCAACAGAGGUUGGAGGUGGAGCAGGCCCCACAGGAAGUGCGACGGUUCCACCUGCACAGUUGCCACCUCCAACCACAACUACAACCCAAACUCAGAUGACUGCAGCUGCCACAGGGUCUCGUUUCAGGGUGGUCAAACUCGAUUCCAACUCAGAGCCGUUUCGAAAGGGCCGCUGGAUGUGUGCAGAGUAUUAUGAGAAAGACGCCCCGCCUGGAGACACAACAGUAGCCGCUCACAGAACUGUGGAGACCAUCAUUCAAUCUGAACAUGAGACCACGAGUGGCAGUUCUUCUGGAAGCACUCUAAGUGGUGGAGGAGACGUCCAACAGACGUAUGCAACGCACACCACUCUGCCCUCUCACCCUCAAGACCCAAGCGCUCACCCGAUUCUCCAGCCUGCUGUUGCCCCCUUAAUCAACCCCCAGGCAGUUACUGUGACAGGUGUGAUUGGCACUGAGAGUUCAUCUGCCCCUGUUAGACCCCAACAGCCGGUAUCCUACACCGUAGAAGGCCAAAUACCCCAAAUGCAGAGCAGCUACCCCUCUAAUGUGAAACCCGCCGUGUCUGUCACCCAGAGCGGAAUGGCACCAAUGGAAUACGCCCAAAUGCCCACAGCUCAACCUCUCCAGAUUCCUCCAAUUCAGACUGCGGUGUCGCCCCGAGCGACUCCAGUGCCCAUUGGCAUACCUGGACUUCCUGUAGGUGCCCCAGUGGCUGUUCCUCAGCCCGUAUCUCCAAGACUGCAGGCUCUCGCCCCUCAGAUGGGCACUAUCACCACGGCUCAACUGCACUCAGAACAGCAGCCUGCUUCCCAGCUGUCUACGUCCACAAGUUCAGUUCCGUCUGGAUCUAACAUGCCUUCAUCUGCAGCAGCGCAGUCGCUGCAUGGAGCUGCGAUACCGGGCCGCCCCGCAGUACUGGGUCAGCAGGGAACACGGGUUCCCCCAUCCAGUGUCUCCUACAGUGGCAUGAGUGCUGUGACAGCCUCACAGCUGGAAGAUGCCCAGCGCCUGCUGUUACAGCAUCACCCACUGCUUUCUCUGCCACGACUGGCUGCAGGAGGAAUGACGGGUCUCACAGGACAGACUGCAGCUGAUGCAGGUGCCACUCUCGGACCGGAUGCCAGUGCAGAUGUCAGUGCUGCAGCCAUCUCAACUGGUGGAGAUGAUGACAGUUCAUCAGGAGCCAGUGUGGUCGCCAUAGACAACAAAAUCGAGCAAGCCAUGGACCUGGUGAAGAGUCACCUGAUGUAUGCGGUGCGUGAGGAGGUGGAGGUGUUGAAGGAGCAGAUAAAGGAGCUGAUUGAGAGGAACUCUCAGCUGGAACAGGAGAACACGCUGCUGAAGAACCUGGCCAGCCCUGAACAGCUCGCUCAGUUCCAGCAGCAGGUCCAGACGGCCUCCCCGACCUCUGGUGGAGCUCAGACCGGACCCCUCACACAGAGCCAGGGCCCCGGCCCCACCGCAUAACUACCUCUCCAUGAGCGACUCGCUCCAGACGACGAGAGACAACCUGACGUAGACUAAACGGUACUGUGAAGAGACCUGGACCUUCAGAGCGCAGGACGUCUGACACAGUACACACACUUUAGCAGAGCUUGAUCUGCCUCAGACAAUCAUUACUGACCAGGGUGGGACACGUGUGACUUCCUGUGCAAUCUGGGCUUGACCAAUCACGCCACGCAUGCCGAACGGGACCUUUCUUACAAGUGUUGUCGGUAUCAGCAGGAGCCGAUGACGUGAAAUCAUGCUGCUGUUGCCAUAUUUUCCUGUUUUUGUACAUCGUAUGAAGUUUUCAGUAUGCUUUGAUAUUUUUGUUACUGGUUUUAUUUGUUUACUUUUAUUUUUGUUGUUUAUUUUCUCCACUAGCUGUAUCAAAUUUAAAAUAAUGAGCACUUUGUAGUGGACACUUGUGAAUGAGACAACAAAACAGGGAGCACCUCAUCUGGAAUGGGGCGAGAGAAUCUGAAUUGAAACCAGUUUCACCCUUGAAUUUGUCCCUUUGUGAUGUGGGAAGGGGUUGUUAGUAAUGCCACAGUGUUGAACCCUUGAUAGUGUAUUUCUUGCUUGUAUAAACUCAUGGCUUGUGUUUCCAUAUGCAGAGAAAUAAAGUGAAUGGACUGUGGAACAGUUACUUUUAUGUGCCAUGAAGUUUCAGAUUGGAAUCACUCUAAAGGGUCUUGAUAUUCAUACAGUUUUUGUUCAUGUACAAAUACAUGUGGACAGUUUCACUGAAGAGCCGAGCACACACACAAAAACACACACAGACAUCCAGUGAACUGAUGAACGGAUCAAACACUCUUUCAGCUUGAGAAUCAUCAAAGAUCUGCUCAUAUCAAGUUCUUUGAAAGGGACUCUUCAUUAUCAUCGCUGGAAACCUGCUUUGCCUUACAGUCCAUCACUCCUGACGCAUCACAGCUCAAUGUGUUAGCCAUUAUGACCCGAACAAGUGUCAAAUAUGACCAGAUUUUUUGCAUGUUUCCUUCAAUGUGACGUCAUACAGCUGCACUAAACAGUUGCACAUCGACUUUAAUAAAACAAAACCGAAAUGAAAA
Molecule: messenger RNA, 3901 nt
Organism: Myxocyprinus asiaticus (Chinese sucker)
Lineage: Eukaryota; Metazoa; Chordata; Actinopteri; Cypriniformes; Catostomidae
Product: TSC22 domain family protein 1-like
Exons: 3
Coding region: 564-2816 (750 amino acids)
Biological process (GO): regulation of transcription by RNA polymerase II
Source: RefSeq, a predicted model, not a curated record